Messenger RNA from Phytophthora sojae, 1221 nucleotides. RefSeq lists its product as hypothetical. The transcript has 4 exons. The record is from RefSeq and is a predicted model, not a curated record. NCBI's taxonomy places the organism in Eukaryota, Oomycota, Peronosporomycetes, Peronosporales, Peronosporaceae. The coding region runs from base 1 to 1221 and encodes 406 amino acids.
AUGCCUGGACAUGGGUACAGGAGCUUCUGGGCAGAUUCGACCGCCAACGGCCACGCGGAAGUGCUUGAAGCGCUGCUGGACAAGUUGGUGAAGCCCCCGAGCGAGCCAGAUAGCGAUACGUGGGAAGCCUUACAGUACGCGCUGAUGGCGGCUGGGGAGCACGAGCACCUCGCUGUUCUGCAGCUGCUUGUGACGUGUUUCCUGGCUGCAAGUAGUACACACAAGAUGGAAGACGCAGCAUCUACAGUCACUUUAGUGCUGGAGGAUGCAGCAGCACACGGCAAACUCGCCGUCGUGGACUUUCUGGUUACACACGCGGCCCCGCUCUUGGUGGAGUUCGUGGAUCCAAGCGAGGAAUCGCCCGCCUUGGCGGCCGCAAUAAUGUGGACGUCGCGUGGCGCCGGACUGAACGACUUGGGGGACAGAAUUUAUGACGUCUAUCCGCUGAGACGUCACGAGAGGACUGGGCUGCUUCUGGAGCUGGCAGUCGACGAUAGCGUGGAUGCCGUCAGGUAUAUUCUCGACAAGGGAGUGGAUUUGUAUUUGGUGAACAAGGCGUUUAAGAAGGCGGCGAAGGCUGGUGCCGUCGCAGUCGUGCAGUUCUUGUGGACUUCGUUCGAAAUCUCGCCGGAAUAUUUGGACGAAGUGUUCAAAAAGACCGCUAUUUCAGCAGGGAAAGCAAUUCAAAUGAAGCAAGUUUCAGAUGACGCGACUGUUGCCGCCUUUGAACAUGCAGUCGCGGUCGAUUUUCGAGAUAAAUUUGCGAUCCUCGAACUGUUGCACAAGAGGGAGUGCAUUUCGCCUCAAGUGCUCACCGACGUUCUCGUGGUUGCAGCCACGCAGGGAAACUCUGCAUUCGUGGAUUUAGUGCGUAGCGACUCUCGUAUUCUGAGUGAGACGCUGGAUAAGGCUUUCGUGGAAUCGGUGUUUAGUGAAAACGGCAAUCAGAUGAAGGGACUGUUUGACAGCCAACUUGUUUCUCCUGCGGCGAUUUGUGUCGCAUUCGUCAUCGCCGCUGCUCGAAACCAACUUCAAACUGCGACCGCACUCGCGAACUACCUAUCUGUGGAAUCGUAUGCACCUCGACAUUUUAAGGACGUGGCGUUUGUGUUUGUGGCGGACAGCACGGGAGCAACUACAACUCAUAGAGGCGCUGAACCAAAAUGGAAACGGAGAGUGGUCGCUGAGCGUGCUGCAACAAGCCUUGGAGGCCGCGAGUGA